This is a messenger RNA of Carica papaya (papaya), 3982 nucleotides long. Its product is annotated as Kinesin motor family protein. The record is from RefSeq and is a predicted model, not a curated record. Gene Ontology annotation, molecular function: microtubule binding; microtubule motor activity; ATP binding. Gene Ontology annotation, biological process: microtubule-based movement. Lineage: Eukaryota; Viridiplantae; Streptophyta; Magnoliopsida; Brassicales; Caricaceae.
CCAGUUAUUGGAAGUCUUCUUUCAAUUUCAAGUUUUCAACUCUCUCUCUCUCUCUCUCUCUCUCUCUCUCUCUCUCUCUGUGUCUGCAACUCCCUUUGUCUUAAAGAAGAAGAAACAAUCUCUCUGUGUCUCUGUUUCUUCUGCUUUCUCUUUCUCUCCGUAGCUACAAGCUUGUGAGAGAUAAAGGAAAUAGAAUUCAAAAGGAAGAAAAGAAAAUGUUCUUCUUCGCUUUUCUCUAUCUAGCCAUGUGAACUCACUGACACAUUCCCCUCUUCUUCCUCUUCUACUCUUGUGUGUGCGUCUCGUUUACAUUUUGACUGCAUCCAGUCGCCAACUCAGUGACUGGGCUCAGUAAUGGCCUCAUCGUCUCGAGCGAGGAGUAGCUCGCCUUUCUCGUAUCGUAAGCCGUCGAGUCCGUAUUCAUCGACUUCAUCGACUUCAUCUUACAUCAGCAACCGGCUAAUGCCUCGCUCGUGCUCCUCCUCAGCUUCUUCGUACUUCAACUCAGGGGGAGGGCUUGGCUCUCGAUCCAUGACGCCGAGUCGCAGCCGCACAGAUUCGAUGUACCACGGCGGACGUGGCCACGGUGGCUGCACGCCGGUCGAGUACGGGGCGGAGGAGCUGAUUGGAGAACCAGUGGACGCGUCGAGGUCUGGAGGGGAUAGUAUUUCGGUUACGAUUCGGUUUAGGCCGUUGAGUGAGAGAGAGUACCAGAGAGGGGAUGAGAUCGCGUGGUAUGCCGAUGGGGAUAAGAUUGUGAGGAAUGAGUAUAAUCCAGCAACAGCAUAUGCAUUUGAUAAAGUUUUUGGACCUCAUGCAACUUCGCAAGAAGUAUAUGAGGUAGCUGCGAAGCCAGUAGUAAAGGCAGCAAUGGAAGGAGUAAAUGGGACAGUAUUCGCUUAUGGAGUUACAAGUAGUGGUAAGACGCACACCAUGCAUGGAGAUCAAAAUUCUCCAGGUAUUAUACCCUUGGCGAUAAAAGAUGUUUUCAGCAUUAUCCAAGAUACUCCAGGAAGAGAAUUCCUUCUCCGAGUGUCAUAUCUUGAAAUCUACAAUGAGGUGAUAAAUGAUUUGCUUGAUCCAACGGGACAAAAUUUGCGAGUUAGAGAAGAUUCCCAGGGCACUUAUGUUGAAGGUAUAAAGGAAGAGGUUGUCUUGUCUCCUGGUCAUGCACUAUCUUUCAUUGCUGCUGGAGAAGAGCAUCGUCAUGUUGGUUCAAAUAACUUCAAUCUAUUGAGUAGUCGAAGUCACACCAUAUUCACAUUGAUGAUUGAAAGUAGUGCACAUGGUGACGAAUAUGAUGGAGUGAUUUUCUCCCAACUUAAUUUAAUUGAUCUUGCUGGAUCCGAGAGUUCAAAAACUGAAACAACCGGGCUGAGGAGAAAGGAAGGCUCUUAUAUAAACAAGAGUCUUCUAACUCUUGGAACUGUAAUAGGAAAGUUGAGUGAGGGAAAGGCAUCUCAUGUCCCAUAUCGGGACUCCAAGCUUACUCGGCUUUUGCAAUCUUCAUUGAGUGGGCAUGGACAUGUCUCGCUUAUAUGUACAGUUACUCCUGCAUCUAGUAAUCUGGAGGAAACUCAUAACACAUUAAAGUUUGCAAGUAGGGCAAAGCGAGUGGAAAUCUAUGCCUCACGUAAUAAGAUUAUUGAUGAGAAGUCAUUGAUUAAGAAAUACCAAAGAGAAAUCUCAAACCUCAAAGAAGAACUUGAUCAGCUAAGGAAAGGGAUGCUAGUUGGUGUCAGUCAUGAGGAAAUACUGAGCCUAAGGCAACAGUUGGAAGAGGGUCAGGUGAAAAUGCAGUCAAGAUUGGAGGAAGAAGAGGAAGCCAAAGCAGCUCUGAUUAACAGAAUCCAAAAGCUUACCAAACUCAUACUUGUAUCUACAAAGAAUUCAAUCCCUGGUUGUUUGAAUGACAUUCCUAGUCAUCAAAGGAGUCAUUCUGUUGUUGAGGAUGAUAAGUUAGAUGUCUUGCGAGAGGGUUCUCCAGUUUUAGACAGUGAAACUCAAAGGGAGUCUCCAUCUUCUGCGCUAGUUAUCUCAUCAGAUCCUUCUUUUGGUUUUAAGCACAGAAGAUCUUCCAGCAAGUGGAAUCAAGAACUAUCUCCAGCAAGUAGUACAGUUACCGAGUCAACUCAAUUGGGUGAACUUAUGAGUGGUUCAAAAGUUCCUGCAGGUGGGUUGACAUCAGAUCAGAUGGACCUUCUCGUAGAGCAAGUUAAGAUGCUUGCUGGGGAAAUUGCAUUCAGUACCAGCACCCUGAAACGCCUUGUGGAACAGUCUGUAAAUGAUCCUGAUGGCUCAAAAAUCCAAAUCCAGAACUUGGAAAGGGAGAUUCAAGAGAAAAAAAGGCAAAUGAGAGUUUUAGAACAACGCAUUAUUGAGAAUGGGGAGGCGUCAAUUUCAAAUUCAUCAUUGGUUGAUAUGCAGCAGACAGUAAUGAGACUGAUGACCCAAUUUAAUGAAAAGAGCUUUGAGCUGGAGAUCAAAUCAGCAGAUAACCGAAUUCUCCAGGAACAACUGACGAAUAAGUGUGCUGAGAACAACGAAUUGCAAGAGAAGGUGAAUUUUCUGGAGCAAAAGUUGUCUUCUCUCUUGGGUGAGAAAUCAUCACUAUCUUCGGAACAGUGUGCCUCCGAAGAAUAUGUUGAUGAGUUGAGAAAGAAAGCUCAGUUGCAGGAGAUUGAAAAUGAGAAACUGAAACUAGAACAUGUUCAGCUUUCAGAGGAAAAUAGUGGAUUACGUGUGCAAAACCAAAAACUGGCUGAAGAAGCGUCUUAUGCAAAAGAACUGGCCUCUGCUGCUGCUGUUGAAUUGAAGAACUUGGCUGGUGAAGUGACCAAGCUAUCUUUGCAGAAUGCAAAACUUGAAAAAGAAUUGUUGGCUGCUAGAGAGAUGGUACAUUCACGAAAUGGUAGCAUACAGAAUGUCAACGGUGUAAACCGAAAAUAUAGUGAUGGUGUAAGGCCUGGGAGAAAGGGGCGGCUUUCUGGCCGGUCUAAUGAAAUUUCUGGAAUGGUCUCUGAUGACUUCGAUUCAUGGAAUCUUGACCUAGAGGAUUUGAAGAUGGAAUUACAGGCUAGGAAACAAUGCGAAGCAGCUCUAGAGGCUGCAUUGGCUGAGAAAGAAUUUGUAGAAGAUGAAUAUAGAAAAAAGGUUGAAGAAUCUAAAAGGCGAGAAGAAGCUUUGGAGAAUGAUUUGGCAAAUAUGUGGGUGCUGGUUGCAAAAUUGAAGAAAGACGGAGGUGCCAUCCCUGAGUUGAACCCCGAAGAGAGGCAAGGUAAUGGAAUGGAUCAGAUUGAUGAUCUGAAAGCAAAUGAAACUGAUGGUAUUGCAGUCUUGAAAGAGAGACAAGUAUCAGAUGUAAUAAAAUCUGCUGAUGAAAUGCCUAAGGAGGAACCCCUGGUUGCUCGCUUGAAGGCACGAAUGCAAGAGAUGAAGGAGAAAGAGCUCAAAUCCCAUGGAAAUGGAGAUGUCAACUCCCAUAUGUGUAAAGUUUGUUUUGAGUCACCAACUGCUGCAAUUCUUCUCCCUUGCCGGCAUUUUUGUUUGUGUAAAUCCUGUUCGCUUGCCUGUUCAGAGUGUCCAAUUUGUCGCACAAAAAUUGCAGAUAGGCUUUUUGCAUUCACUUGAAGUUGCAAUUUGAUGGCCGCCAAAUUAAGGUUUGUCACCAUUCACCUCUUUGCUAUUUUCCGUGCAAUAGCAGGUGUGAUUCUUUGAUUAGUUUGCUUGUAUGUAACUGCUCCAAAAAGUAUAUGAAAUAGUUUGCUUAUGUGCCUCACCUCUGGGGGCUGUAAAAUAAGAGGGAAUUUAAGGCAAAAAAGAAAAGCUCAAAAUGAUAACAUUCUAAAAUUUCCAAUACAAGAUGUUGCUUUUUUUUUUUUAGCACAGCAGAAUGUUGUGAUCUAUUUUCGAAAAUUUUUAUGGUUAUGUAUAGUAUACUGUUUGCUUCAACGAGAAGCAUUUUUCCCCCGGGUCUGUGUAA